CCGCCGCCCACCUAAACACAAAGACACACGCUUUGCCCAGGGUUCGAUUCCCCACCCCACUUCCCGGCGACCAUUUUUCUUCGAUUCCCGUCGACGGUGUCCGCUCCACGCCCCUCGCGCAACCGUCAUCUCCAUCCUCCGCCCUCCGCUUCCUCUCCGCUGCGCCGCCGCCCUGUGGGUCGUCACCCGCCGCCACCACGCCCGGCCAACCCGCGCUCGCCGACGCCGUCACGCCGGCCCGCGCGCCCCAUCCUGCGCCUCCCCGUCGCCCCCUCUCUCGCGGUCGCGACCUCGCCCCGCUCAGGAGAGGCCCCGCUCCGGCAUCCCCACCGCGCCUCCUCACCGACUUCCCGCCGGCCCUCACUGCCGAUCUCCAGCUCCUCCUCCUUAAACUCCCCGACGAUCUGCUCCGUUCCGAGGCCCUCGCCGUCGGCCGCACGCUCGCCAUUGCCCCACGGACCCGCACGCCCCGUCGCCGCACUCCCGCUACCGUGCCAAAUCCCCUACUCGCACGUCAGGGGAUAUCGAAUCUGUGCCAUUCAUCAAAGAUUUCAUAUCAGUUGUCCUACAUACUGUCAGGUACUGGGAACUUCUUGCUUAUUGACCAUUUUUGCCAAAUAUAUGCGUUAGCACGAGCACACUUACUAGUUGGAAGGAAGGGGGCAAAAAGCACCAAAUCGAGAAGGCGAAUCGAGUUCUCCAUGGCUGCUCCGCGCGUGCCGCUCCCCCAGCUGCUGCUCCUCGUCGUCGCCGUGCUCGUUGCAGCCGCCCCCGUCCGGAGGGCGUCUGGGGCCGGGCAGUUCGACGUCCGCCGCCACCUCUCAACCGUCACGAGGUACGAUGUGGCCAGAGGGUCCACUAGUGUGGACUCUAUGCCACAAAUCCCAGAUGGGUGCCGUGUGAUCCACCUCAAUCUAGUGGCAAGACAUGGGACUCGUGCUCCUACCAAGAAGCGAAUCAAGGAGCUGGAUAGAUUGGCAAUUAGGCUGGAAGCUCUUAUGAAUGAGGCAGAACAAGGUCUCAAGAGUGAUUCUCUGAAGAAAGUUCCAUCCUGGAUAAAGGGCUGGGAGUCACGUUGGAAGGGUAGAACUAAAGGUGGUGAGCUGACUAGUGAAGGAGAAGAAGAGCUCUACAACUUAGCCACCAGAGUGAAGGAGAGGUUUCAGGACCUGUUUGAUGAUGAAUAUCACCCUGAUGUAUAUUCAAUAAGAGCAACUCAGGUUUCUCGAGCAUCAGCUAGUGCAGUAGCAUUUGGUUUGGGAUUGCUUUCUGGGAAGGGAAAGCUUGGACCAGGGAAGAACUGUGCCUUUUCUGUUCUGAGCGAGAGUCGUGCAAGUGAUAUUUGUCUGAGAUUCUUUGACAGCUGUGAAACAUACAAGGCAUACAGGAAAAGGAAGGAGCCUGAUGUCGAAAAGCAAAAGGAGCCGAUUCUAGAGCAUGUCACAGCUGCACUUGUCAAUCGUUACCACCUCAAUUUUACAACUCAGGAUGUCUCUUCCCUCUGGUUUCUUUGUAAGCAGGAAGCAUCUUUAUUGAAUAUAACCAAUCAAGCUUGUGGACUUUUUAAUGAAGCUGAGGUUUAUUUUCUAGAGUGGACAGAUGAUUUGGAGGGUUUUGUUCUAAAAGGCUAUGGUGAGUCAAUUAACUACCGUAUGGGACUGCCGUUGCUCAAUGAUGUUGUCCAGUCAAUGGAAGAAGCAAUUAUAGCUAAAGAAGAAAACCACCCUGAUGGUACGUAUGAAAAAGCAAGGCUCCGAUUUGCACAUGCAGAAACUGUUGUUCCUUUCAGCUGCCUUCUUGGUCUUUUUCUUGAAGGUCCAGAUUUUGAAAAGAUACAGCGGGAGGAAGCAUUGGACGUACCCCCUAUGCCACCACAGGGAAGAAACUGGAAGGGCAGUGUUGUAGCUCCUUUUGCUGGUAACAAUAUGCUGGUUUUAUAUCAAUGCCCAGGGAAAACUUCAGAUGCCUGCACUUCUGGGGGUCAAAAUAACUCGUACUUCGUCCAAGUUCUACACAACGAAGUCCCAGUUUCAAUGCCAGGGUGCGGCAACAAAUAUUUCUGUCCAUUCGAGGAGUUCAAGGAGAGGAUAGUCAAACCACACCUGAAGCAUGACUACAAUAUGAUAUGCAAGAUCAAUCCACCUGUGGCGAGCGAGGAGCCUGCUUCGUUCACCACCAAGGUGUCCAGUUUCUUCGUAGGAUUGUUCUCGCAGAAAGGGUACCGUGCCGUGAGCGCUGAAAGCGUCAAGACGGAGUUGUAAGCCAACGCAAGCCAUCUGAGAGCACGAGCAAGGAACGAGAUUAACCGACGCACUAACACGAGGUGUUUUUGUACGGCCGAGUCAAAACUCGAAAGUAUAGCCUUUCAAAAAAAGAAACUCGAAAGUGUACGAGGCGUCAGUUCUUCAGGGAAAGAUGCCUCUGACAAUGUAAAUUCAUCAGUUUCAGUUCGGACUCUUCUUUGGUGAAACACACGUCCUUGUUGCAUCGAUGCGUACCUCUCCGCUGUCGCAUCAUGUCACUAUAGCUACUACCUGUACGAAACUUGAUGGUGAAAUAUCCAAAGUCGUUCCUAAAC
Molecule: messenger RNA, 2578 nt
Organism: Panicum virgatum (switchgrass)
Lineage: Eukaryota; Viridiplantae; Streptophyta; Magnoliopsida; Poales; Poaceae
Product: multiple inositol polyphosphate phosphatase 1-like
Exons: 14
Coding region: 702-2261 (519 amino acids)
Molecular function (GO): inositol phosphate phosphatase activity; acid phosphatase activity
Source: RefSeq, a predicted model, not a curated record